Rhincodon typus (whale shark) is the source of this 913-nucleotide messenger RNA. It is a transcript of the gene exosc1, whose product is annotated as exosome component 1. The transcript has 8 exons. Bases 54 to 638 code for a protein of 194 amino acids. Gene Ontology annotation, cellular component: cytoplasm; nuclear exosome (RNase complex). Gene Ontology annotation, molecular function: RNA binding. Gene Ontology annotation, biological process: RNA processing. NCBI's taxonomy places the organism in Eukaryota, Metazoa, Chordata, Chondrichthyes, Orectolobiformes, Rhincodontidae. The record is from RefSeq and is a predicted model, not a curated record.
AGGGUCUGCUACAGCCAAUCGCAGGCUGUUUUCCGCGGCUCUGCGAAGCUGUGAUGGCGCCGCUGAAGCUCUGCAUCCCAGGAGAGAGAUUGUGCAGCACUGAGGACGGCACUCCUGGUAAUGGCACAUACUCCAGACACGGAUAUAUUUUUGCAUCUUUAGCUGGCUAUGUGGUGAAGGAAAAUGACAAUGGAAUGGUGCCAGUCAUAUCGGUAGUUCGGGACUCAGAGCCUCAGCUCCUGCCAGAGGUUGGUGUUGUUGUAACAUGCAAGGUGACCAGUAUUAACCCUCGGUUUGUCAAAGUCCAUAUUUUAUACGUACGAUCCACUCCACUGAAAGGGACAUUUCGAGGAACCAUCAGAAGAGAAGAUAUUCGAGCAACAGAAAAGGACAAGAUAGAGGUUUACAAGUGCUUCAGGCCCGGUGAUAUUGUUUUAGCAAAAGUGAUUUCUCUAGGUGAUGCUCAGUCCAACUACCUGCUGACUACAGCAGAGAAUGAACUUGGUGUAGUAGUUGCACACAGUGAGGCAGGUGAGCAGAUGGUUCCCAUCAGCUGGUGUGAGAUGCAAUGCCCCAAAUCCCAUGGGAAAGAAUUCAGGAAAGUAGCUCGUGUUCAACCCGAAUUCCUUCACACCUGAGUCUUGUCACAAAGAACAGCAAGGGAAUAUUUCUAUACCCUUGAAAGAUGUUGCUUCUGUGAAGCUAGUUCGUACUGAAAUUAUUGUUUCACAGUCACUCCUGUGGUUGGAUGUAUCAAUGGCAGAACUAAAUUCAGUAGGACUUUGGAGCUAGAGUGAUUGCCUUUCCUUUUUUUCUGUUACUUACAGCCUGAGAUACUGAGUGACAUUACAGAUUUUACACUUUUUAAACAAAAUAAGUAUUUUUCUUCUAUUAAAGUUGAGAUUUGAACCAA